Saccostrea echinata is the source of this 2934-nucleotide messenger RNA. Its product is annotated as zinc finger protein ZFP2-like. The transcript is spliced from 3 exons. The coding region runs from base 71 to 1918 and encodes 615 amino acids. The record is from RefSeq and is a predicted model, not a curated record. Lineage: Eukaryota; Metazoa; Mollusca; Bivalvia; Ostreida; Ostreidae.
UUUAAAUUCAAUAGGUCGCGCUACUCAAGAUUUAACACAAUGCAGUAAUUUUCCAGGCUUCUGUAGAUGGAUGAGAAGGAUGUCUGUAGAAGUUGGAGCUUUAGAACAUUCCAAGUCCAGAAGAAAGAGAAAGUUCUGCACACCAGCAAGGCGAGUAGAGCUGAGCGACCAAGACACAGAUUCAGAUGAAGGUGAUGUAGAGUCCUAUACCUACAUCUUGGAUGACGAUGAGCAGGAGACUUCGCAAGACCGCUUCCAAAACUCUCCAACUCAGACGAUAGAAAGUUCAUCAGAUGGAUACACUAAUGGCUCUACAGAUCUUGAUAAAGAUGUAAUGCCAUCAGAAAAUAAUAAUGUAGAAACUUUCAAAGUUAUCUCACAGGAUGCCUUUCCCAUUUCAAACAAUGGCUAUAUUGUUCCAACAGAUGGGACUUUGCCCCCAGGCAUGCAUUUGGUUUUUGUUCCAGACAGCGCCAAAGAGGAGUUCAUCAAGAAAUCCUCGCUGUGUUUCGAUAGAUAUGACCGAGGCUUGGCUGAUAAUUCCAAACCAUUUAUCGUACAGCCAGUCAGUGGAGUUAAUGGUUUUGUGAUGACUAAGUCGAAUCCUAUGAACAAAGUACCUCUUGAUGGUUUAGGUGCUGAAAAUACUGGUAAACUAGACAUUCAUGUAGAUAAAGGAGAUAAUGCCUACAUCACAAUAAAUCCAGAAUACUAUGACAAUCAGGGCAGCCUUGAUGCCGACAUUGCGGAAGCUCUGACAGGGAUAGGCAACACCAACAAUGAGGAUGAUGAAAGUAAUGUCCAAAACAGUUCUAAAAAUGAGGCCAACAAGAUAAAAACUUUAAUCAAAAGACACUGUAAAUUUGAGUGCAAUCGAUGCGAUAAGAGAUAUAAACGACAGUUUGACCUCAAUGCUCAUAUGCGAACACAUGAUGGGCAAGAACCAUUUUCAUGCUCACAGUGUGGAGAGAAAUUCAAUUAUCUUCACCUUUACAGAAAACAUGUGAAUCAGCAUAAUUCAGAAGACAAAGGAACUGAAUGUAAAGAGUGCGGUCUUAAGAUUCGUUUCAAGAGCCAUGUCAAAGUUCACAUGAGAACCCACACAGGUGAGAAGCCCUACAAAUGUGGAGUCUGUGGACGAGCUUUUGCACAGAGCUGUAUACUGACAACUCACAUGAGAACCCACACAGGUGAAAAGCCAUAUAGGUGUGAUGAGUGUGGUAAAGGGUUUGGACAGGCAAGUACGCUCAAGAUUCACAAGCGAACACACUCUGGAGAUCGUCCUUACAAAUGCACCAUGUGUGACAAAGCAUUCAACCAAAGCGGCCACCUAAAUCUACAUAUCAGGACUCACACAGGUCACAAACCAUUCAAGUGUGAAGUCUGUGGCAACAUGUUCAAUCAACGCUGUCAUUUGCGUCUGCACAUGAAGCGCCACACUGGCGAGCGUCCAUUUAAGUGUGAUAAGUGUGACAAAGAAUUCCUCCAGAACUGUGAACUUGUCAAUCAUAUGCUUUCCCAUUAUGGAGAAAAGCGUGCCUAUAAAUGCCAGGUUUGUGACAUGAUAUUUGCGCAGAAAGAGCAAUUUACUGUUCACUUAAAAUGCCAUGAUCCUAAGACUCUUGGAGAUGUUAAACCCUAUGGAUGUAAUGUAUGUGGCAAUGCUUAUUCCCACCAAGCUGAUCUUUUCCUCCACAUGAAAAAUCACCAAGACACAUCUAAAGCCUUUGAGUGUAAUAUUUGUGGCUGUGCUUAUGCUCAGCAGAAUGAUCUUAGAAUGCAUAUGAAAAACCACAAAAAUGAAAAAUCAUUUGAAUGUAUCACAUGUAGCAAAGUUUACACUCAAGAAUCUGAUCUGAAGCAACACAUGAAAAUUCACCUGGAUUGUGAAGUCAAAUCUGAAUCUGUACUCGAAUGAGUUUAUUAUGAUCAGCAUUUUCGAUUAAGGUACAAAAAUGAAUGGCUAUUUCUGUGUCACCUGAAGCAGAGUACACUUAGGGAUCACUUAGCAAACUGAGGGAUUGUUAAAUUAAACCUUACAUUAAUAAAUUAAGAAUAAAUAUUUCUAAUGAUUUUAGUUUUUUUAAUUUACGAAAAAUAACAUUCUAUUCUAUCGCAGUCUUAAUAUCCAGGGGUUUUUUUGUCUGACAAAUGCAUGAAUUAUUAGUAUGGAAAGAAGUAGCUUGACCAAAUAAAUUUUUAUUGCUGCUAUAGCAGGUGACACAUGCACUCCUUGGACACAAGUUUAAUACAUAUUUAAUGUUAUAAUAAAUUAAUUUUUUGAAAAAAAAAAAGGGGGGGGGGGAAUAGAAUAGAGCAGUUCUGACUUCUUAAAAAAUUUGUGAAUUGUUUCUUUAAUGUGACACAAAAUUUAGGGUUGUGAUACGCUUUUCAGGAUUUUAUUGUUGAUGGAAGUGAUGUGAUUUAUUUGUGUUUCCCACAUAACAGAUAAGAAACUUAGUCUCUGGAACUAUAUUGUGAUCUGACAUAAUAUUCUCCUUCAAACAUGAAGAUAUCAUAUCACUUUACUUCUUGAUUCAUCAUGAAAAUAGCCAGUGCAAUGAAACACAGCAUUGCAAUUGACAAAAUAAGAUUUUUAGAAUUUCAUCUCCAUUCAGAUUUUCAAAAGGUUGGGAAGGAAUCAUGAAAAUUGACUAUCUUGAGGUUUUUGAACAAAGUUAAGUACACGAGUUCCUUUAGCAAGAAUCUUUUUUGGUUAUGAUGCAUGUCUUGAGUUUUAUGUCUUAUACAUGUAUUUUUAAUUCCAUUAUUGUCACAUUCAUAAUGAACAAACAUAUCAAAAACCUUCUCUUUUUUUUGAUGAACAGAACAUUAUUUUUUUAUGGUUAAUGUGCAUUUUUCUAACCUGUGUUUAUUAGAUUUAGUAAUCAUUAUGUGUGUAUAUUUUUAACAAGUAACAAUCUACUGAUUUUA